AUGUCGGAACUCGUCAAAACGCUCGUCCUCCGUCCGGACAUCUCCAAACCAAAAUGGGAUCAGUCGACAUUUGAGGGAAGAGCCAAGCAUUUCUUUGCCAUCACCAACCCGCUGAAUCUGUUCUACGGUACAAAUCAAUUGGAUGAUUUCAAGAAGAUUGUCGAUGAAUACAGAAAGGGAACUGUCUCCAACGAUCUCACUGUCAACCAGCUCUGGAAGGCGAAACACGUUGUCGAUUCGGCAUUCCACCCAUCCACCGGCGAGAAAAUGCUCAUGGUUGGCCGCAUGUCCGCCCAGGUUCCAAUGAAUAUGGCCAUCACCGGAGGAAUGCUCACAUUCUACAAAUCGCCAAUGGCCGUCAUUUUCUGGCAAUGGCUGAACCAGUCGUUCAACGCUGUGGUCAACUACACAAACCGCUCUGGUGACGGUGGAUCUGUCAGUCAGUUGCUCGUCUCGUACUGUUCCGCCACCGGAGGAGCACUCACCGCUGCUCUCGGAUUGAACUCGCUGGUCAAGAAAGCACCACCACUUGUCGGACGUCUCGUGCCAUUUGUCGCCGUGUGUGUGGCCAAUGCUAUCAACAUUCCCAUGAUGAGAAGAGGCGAGCUCACCGACGGAAUCGACAUUCUUGACGAGAACGGACAGGUGAUUGGACAAUCACCAGGUGUCGCCAAGUCGGCUAUCAGCCAGGUCGUCGUCUCUCGCGUCUUCAUGGCAACCCCUACAUUCGCUUUCAUUCCAGUCGUUGUGAAUGCCCUCGAGAAGCGACCAUACUUCAAGGCCAAUCCGAAGAUGUUCCUUCCUCUUCAGACCAUCCUCUGCGGCCUUGUUCUCUCCGUGUCGACACCAGUCGGAUGCGCGUUGUUCCCACAAUUGACACCAGUCACUUUCGACCAAAUCGAGCCAGAGCUUGCCGAGAAGCUCAAGAAUUUGCCGAACCCGCCAAAGCAGCUUUAUUGCAACAAAGGAUUGUGA
Molecule: messenger RNA, 975 nt
Organism: Caenorhabditis briggsae
Lineage: Eukaryota; Metazoa; Nematoda; Chromadorea; Rhabditida; Rhabditidae
Gene: Cbr-sfxn-1.5
Product: Protein CBR-SFXN-1.5
Exons: 6
Coding region: 1-975 (324 amino acids)
Biological process (GO): serine import into mitochondrion; monoatomic ion transport
Cellular component (GO): mitochondrial inner membrane
Molecular function (GO): monoatomic ion transmembrane transporter activity
Source: RefSeq, a predicted model, not a curated record